CCCCCCCCCCCCCCACUUCUCUCUGUCUGUCUCCUCACGGAGCCGCAGGGCGAGCGGCGCGGCCGGGCCGGACCCUGCGGGGCCCAGCGCCGCCUCGGACCGAGGAGAGGAUGGCCGUGACCCUGGAGCGAGCGCGGCGGCUGGGCUGCACCUGCCUGAAGGCGCUGCUCAGGUUCGCCUUCAUGGUCGCAAACAACCUGGUGGCGAUCCCGUCCUACGUCCUGUAUCUAAUCGUGCUGCAGCCGCUCCGGGUGCUGGACAGUAAAAGCUUCUGGUACAUCGAAGGAGUGUUAUUCAAGUGGCUCCUAGCCAUGGUGGCGUCCUGGGGCUGGUGGGCAGGAUACACGGUAGUGGAAUGGGGUGAUGAUGUUAAAGCAGUAUCAGAAGAUGAAGCCAUGGUGCUGGUGAACCAUCAAGCAACGGGCGACGUCUGCACUCUGAUGAUGUGCCUUCAGGAUAAAGGCACGGUUGUCCGUCAGAUGAUGUGGCUGAUGGAUCAUAUUUUUAAGUAUACAAACUUUGGCAUUGUGUCUCUAAUCCAUGGAGACUUCUUCAUAAGACAGGGAAAAGCACACCGUGACCAGCAGCUUGUGUUACUCAAGGAACAUCUAGAAAAAUAUUACAGGAGCCGCAGUCGGAAAUGGAUUGUUUUAUUUCCAGAGGGUGGCUUUCUUAGGAAAAGGAGAGAAACAAGCCAGGCAUUUGCCAAGAAAAACAAUUUGCCAUUUCUUAAACACGUCACCCUGCCGAGACUUGGGGCAACACAAGUGAUUCUGAAAACGCUUGUAGCGCCACAAGAAAAUGGAACUCCAGCAGGUAGAGACGCCGUGAUAAAAGAGAGCAAAUCAAAAGGCCUACAGUGGGUGAUAGACACCACCAUUGCGUAUCCCAAAGGUGAUCCUAUAGACAUCCAAACUUGGAUUCUUGGUUACCGGCAACCAACAGUUACACAUGUACAUUACAGGAUUUUUCCAGUUAAAGAUGUACCUGCAGAGCCUGAAGCUCUUACAAACUGGCUAUAUCAACGAUUCAUUGAAAAGGAGGAUCUCUUGACACAUUUCUACGAAACAGGAGCUUUUCCUCCACUGCAGGGUCAAGCAAAAGCUAUUUCUCGUGAGAUGACGCUCAGUAACCUGUGGCUAGUCGGCAUACAAUCACUUGCGUUUUUGUCAGGCGGUAUGUGGUACUGCAUCUUACAGUAUUUUUAUCAUUGCCUAUUUUAAAAGUGGAAUGUGACCUAAGGACACAAUGGGAAACCAGGCUCUUGCAAAUGAGUGUCAUGUUGUAUGUGCAAAUGUGAGUAUUCAAGAGUAAAGGAAAAUACUGGACGGACUCUUACCUCUCUUUGUGGAAAUUUUAAACUCCGCUAAAAGUGAAGAUCAGUAACAUAGUGACCUGAUGAUGUAUUAUUUUAAAAGAAUUGUCUGUAUUUUUAAAACAAUGUAUACUCUCACUCACACUUAAGCAAAUUGAACAUUUGAACAAAAGGUGCAAUCGUACAACCAUCGUAGAAGAAUGUCUGUGACAAGAAAGCUCUGUCACCACAAGUAUUUCUUGGCAUUGUAGUUGAAGCUCAGAAAAUUCAGCAACUUGUCUCUUCAGUAGUCUGUACAGCAUUGGUGUGGUAGAGAUUCCUCAUUUGCACAAACUUGUACUUUAUCGCAACUCAUUGUGCUGGAGUCAAAGAUACCUGACAGAGCUGGUGGCAGUAUCUUUGCAGCUACACAGUCAGCAGUUGUUGUAUUAGACACAUUGAUCUAAAACCAAGACCUAAGUGAGGUCCAGCGUUGGGUGUGUUUUGUGAGGAGUCAGUCCUCAAAAAAAGCAUUGCAGCAUCAUAGUGUGGUUAAAAGCUAUCCACAUUAGAUAAAUCGGCUCAUCACUGCUGUGGUCUUACCGUCAGCUCUCUGAAUUCCAUGUGCUACUAGUAUCUCAUAUUAUGAGGAAAUUUGGAAAUACAAAGUUACUUGGUUUGUUUUCCCUACUUGUUCAGAAUGCAUCUUAAAUUAUCGGUUUUCAAAAAGCACUUUUAAACGUGAAAAUACAGUGAAGGAAGGACAUAAAACUUAGGGAGUAAGGGAAAGCUUUAUUUGUUACGCACUGGAAGCCAGAGCAGUUCUACCUAUUCCUGAAGGUCUUCUGGUGCUGUUGGUGAUUUUUAGCCACCUUUGUAUUUUGUAUACUGCAGUCCAACCAAGGUGACCUUGGAGGGGUUUAUAGAGGCCUUUUUCUCUCCGCUAGUUGCAACAGCACUAACUACACUUGUGGGAGAGUUUAAAUAAUUCAAUGCCAACCAUCUUAAUGUUUUGUUAAGGAGUAAUAGAAGAAAAACUAGUUUCUUAAAAAGAAAAAAUAGAUGUAAUUGCUAUCAUAAAUCUAUAGGAAGAUGCUACUGAAAAAGAAAAGUAUGUUAAAUACUCUGCAUAACUGCGUGGAGGGCAGUAUUAAUUAGCUCACCACUGUGCUAAAAUCUUGCUGGAAGAAGGGUGAGUUUAAUUUAAAGGCAAACUGGGAAUAGAAGACACUCAGAUGUGUAAGAUAAGAUACUUUUGGAAGGACAUCUAUGAUGUAUGAUCUUACUUCUGGCAGGUCUAGUUGGCAUCAUGUUUGUGUGAUUAUACACAGAUUUGAGAGAGCUGUUCCUAAAAUAAAACUAAUCUCUCUAAAUACAGGCAGGAUAGCCAGAACUUCAGUUGUUGGCAUACUGCCUUUCACAGAGUAAUUUUACUGAGAACAAAAUAAGCCCUCAGUAGUUUUGGCUCUGCGUCAGCAAUAUUGAUCCCCUCUUCUUUCCCGCUCUCCUGCUACAUGAAUCACAGUGGGUGGUGUGCAGAAUACAAAACCUAGCCAGUGUUUGCUUUGCUGGGGGAGCUGAGAGCAUACCAAAUCAUGAGGCAAUGCUAAUUUCCCUGACUUAAUGGAAAAAUACUUAGUCAAAUAUGCCAUCCCUAGCUCAGUGGGGAUGGCUUCAAAAGGAUGCGCCACAGUAAGCUCCCCUGAACUGAAUCCUCUCUGGAACUUAAAGGAACCACUGCAGCUGGGAGGCAAAGAAUGGUGGUUGCCUACAGCUUAACAUUGCCUAUGGUUUUAGGUAAGGUAAUGUUUCUAAAUUUCAUCUUUUUACUCCCAGUCACACACCUGAAUUCUGAUGUAAGGUAAAAUCCAUUUAAAAAGAGGUACUCUCUGAAAGGGCAUCAGUGUUGGUAGUACUUUUUUUUUCUUCCUAUUGCUCUCGCUAGAGUACAACUGAUGGAAUGAAUGUAUUUAAUCUGCCAUUUUACAAGAGGGUGUUUGUGGCAGCCCAGCACUAUUACUGUGUAAGUGGUUGUUUGCUGCACGUGGGCAUAAACGGACUCUUAAAAAUGCAAAAUGCAGAUGGCAAGCUACUCAUUUCUGUCCUCCACCAGGUGGCUUGAUAAGAACCAUGGAGGUGCCCGUAGUACAGCUGGUUUUAUUUUGAGCUAGGACAGAGUGGAGUGAUAUAAAAAGGGAAGUUUAUAUAAGCAGAUUGCACAGCAGUAACUCGCAUCAGGAUGUUGUUCUUUAUAGACCCUGCGAACUUCAUGUCAGAGCAUACUGUUUUUUUUCAAAUGCAGUGUGUUUUUUUUUCCAGUGGAUUGCAGUCAAUAGUGAGUGUUCACAUGCUGCCUAAAGAAAUAAGUUAUGCACAAUACUGUUUCAGAUAAUAAUUUGAUUUAUCUGGUCCUGUUCAUUUUCAGUUUGUUCCUCUGUAGUUCGUAUUAUUCUGAGACAUUGUUUUCAGGCACUGAUUGUUGUUUCAAUAGGGUGAGUAAAUAGUACUAGUUCUUAGGUUUCUUUCCUGCCUGCACUGGAAAAUGUGAAGAGAGCCUGAUGUUGUGUCUCCUUACGGCUGAGUUGCUGUAGAUAACAGUGAGAUGAAACCGUUGUUCAGAAACUCCGAAGUACCCUCCCAGCAUGAUCUUGGAUGCUGCUUCAUCAAAGAGAAUAAAUUGGCUAAAAGAAAUUUCUCUAUUAAAGGAAAAACAUAAGUAGUAUACACAAUGUAGGAAGAUUAAAAUACCCAUGCUGGUCAAGACUGUUUGGAGCUUAGCAGGCUAGUUUGUAAAAUGUAAACUCCUGUCGGUUAAAAGUUCGGUUCUACCUUCUGGCAGUGGCCAGUGUUACAGCUGCAGUGGGCAUUAUCCAUGGGUUUCUUCUUCUGAAGAGCUCAGAAUGCUUUUGGUAGAAAAUUAUGUUAAUGAACCACGCAGUUGAUGACAAAAUGGUUAAUAUAACUUUGAAUUUAUAUUGGGAGAAAUAAAAUGGAAGAAUGUAUGCAGUGAUAUGGAACGAAAAAAUCACAGAAAGCUGUUGCGAACAGAAGUGAGAGCAUAGCAAUUUCAGUGUAUUGCAAAUAAAGAUGGUUCUCUGCCAGGGUUGCACACACAAAACAUCUGUGUGUUUCUAUGUUUAAUUGUUCAUAAAGAAGGUGUUACGGUUGUAACGAUGCAAGUCUUGAUGGUUUAGCAUUACUACUCUUCGAAUCCUGUUACACGAAGAGUAUCUGCCCAUCCGCAACGCAUGGUUUUUGUUUCAGUGCCCUUUGGUGAGUGCGCCUUCCUUACAGGUUCUUGAGUAUUUUAUGUACCAUUCGAUCAAGCUUCUCAACAGCUUCUGCAGGAGGAAUUUUUUUUUUUUCUAAGUUUCUCUCAUUGGAUCUUGAAAAGCAAGAUUUCAGUUUACCGUGCUCAGUGGAAAAACUGAAAGCUUCCUUCUCCCUCCACCACUCCCAGAAUCCAAAAUAAGAUGCCUCUUAUUGCAGUAAAAAUACAAUGAUCACUGUGGGACUGUUCAUUAUUCACUUCGUUUGCAAACGAUGUAACUUUCUUUUGUCUGACACUGCCAUGAAGUGCUGUUAACUUUUCUCACCUGUUUGUACAAGAUAAAUACAGAUACCGAUCACUGUGUGUGACAGGAUUCAACUGCUCCACUUUGCCUUGACAUAAAAUUUUGGGACCAAAGGUACUUAAAGCUGGGAUUUCCAAACUGUGAGACCAGGGUUGGUUGCGUUCUCUUGUUAGUCAGCUGGAGAUUUUGUGGUGAUCCAAUACAAUCACACAAAAUAACUAUACAUCUGGGGUACUGUAUUGUUUGGAAAUAAUGGAGCCAUAUGAAAUAAAGGAUUAUUUUGCAAAAUCGCAUAUUUGAUAGUUUUUACACUUUUUUUAACAUAAAACAAUUGGAAGAGCAAAAUUGAAACCAUACUCUGUUUUAAAGUGUCUGCAUACAUUAUGAACACUUCUAAGCAGCUUUAUUUUUUCUGUAAAACCUGCAGACUACCUGGCUGUGAUACAAAAAAAAAAAAUCUUUAAAAGGAUUCUAUGCAUUUUAAAGUUAAACCUUUUAUUUUAUCAUUGGACAGUGAAGUAACUAUACACCAAGCAGAUGUCCUCUUGAAGUGAGUUAGUUCCUUAAAAUUACUGUACAAUGGUGUUCAUUUUGUAUGAUAUAUGAUAAUUUGUGUUCUUGAUACCAGUUACUUUCACCUCUAAUUUUCUCAUCACCUCCCAUGUUACCUGCAUUUUUGUUUUGUAUGGUAAAAUGGAUACAGAAGCCUGUAGCGAUGCUCAAUGACUUUGACCAAUUUCUGGUCGUGUUUGGAAUUAUUUUAUUGGCUUUAUUUCAUUGAGGUUUUCUUAUCAAAUCUUUCCAGCAGCCAAGAUGUCUUUCAGAAAUGUAGACAGAUACCAGAAGCAGCGUUUCUCUGCAGAGAAUAUUAGAUGUCUUUUCCCAUUAUUUUGUGUGUGUGGCAAAAAUAAAGUUGUUUUUUUUCAUGAUUAUUUCAUGUGCUUCUAAUCAGUAAUGGAUGAGGUUUUCUUUGGUUGUAUUUAUUAUGCUUCUGUCUAAUAGAUACACAAUUUCUGUUGUGCAUACCAUAAACACAACAAAUAGCAAAAUAACACUAUACAAUUGCAGUAUUAAUUUGUGAUAGAUAGCAUUGCUUAUUAGAGCUCUCAUCAGGAAGGACAGAGAAUAUUUCUAUGCCAGAAGUGGCAAGGGGAGGAGUUGGAGCAGUUGAGAGGAGAGGUGACAGCAGCUUCCAUAGUCCUUGCUUGCUCCAGCACCCUGUGGAGACUGCUGGUGCUCAGGCUGCAGACUUUCUCCACAGGCCACUGUGUAGCAAUGAUUCCCCUUGAAGUUUCUGAGUGUUGAGGGCAGAACAAGAGCAGAUCUUGGGCCUCCAUCAACCCUGGAUUGCCACCAUCUUAGAAAAGAUGUGAAUCCAACCUUUCUGCAACAAGGCUCUAGUCAUUUUGUAGAUACAUAUAUUUUUUUUAACAGAGCUCUGUUUUUAAACAACUUCAGCUGCGCAAAGCAAUAUCAAGUGAAACAGCACUGUUCAUUCUGUGGCCCUGGCAUCUCUUGCUAACGAUCAAUCUUGGCUCCAUGUCACCUUUCGUGUUAGCUGCCGGUGUCUGAUACUGCAACACAUAACAAAGGAAAAA
Messenger RNA from Cuculus canorus (common cuckoo), 6467 nucleotides. RefSeq names its product lysophosphatidylglycerol acyltransferase 1 (gene LPGAT1). NCBI's taxonomy places the organism in Eukaryota, Metazoa, Chordata, Aves, Cuculiformes, Cuculidae. Gene Ontology annotation, molecular function: acyltransferase activity. The record is from RefSeq and is a predicted model, not a curated record. The transcript is spliced from 8 exons. Bases 111 to 1223 code for a protein of 370 amino acids. Gene Ontology annotation, cellular component: endomembrane system.